AUGAGUACUCCUGAUAUUAAAACAGAAAGUGCAUCGCCUUCAGGAGAUAAAGCCAAUUCCAGGACUCCCACUUCAUGGGAUCCUGAGGAUGAUAUACUAUUGAUGCAUUUAAAAGAUAAUCAGAAGUUGGGUUGGAAAGCCAUUGCCGCCAACUUCACUAAUCGUACACCUAAUGCUUGUCAAUUCAGAUGGAGGAGAUUAAAAUCAGGAAAUUUAAAGAAUCCUCCUAAAAGUGCAGCGGCUUUAGGUUCAACAGAAUCUUUUGGUAAAGCCAAAUCUACUGAACCUCCAGUAAAGAAACAAAAGAAGUAUGCUUUCCCAAAUACUAAGGCCAAUGGACAUGUGGGGACAGGAUUUCCUUCAGCUUAUUCACCAAUUCCAAGUUCUGGAUUCUCAAAUUAUGAUAACAAUGUUACUAAUGCAUUAGCUGGUUUAAAUGCAUUAUCCAAUGACAGUUCCAAUAUCUCAAGCCCAUUACCUUAUAACCAAAAUAACCAAAUUCAACAUUCACCUGACUUAAAUGAAGAUAGAGACUCCAAUUCUAACAGUAAUGAGAAUUCUCCUUUAAUGAAUUCACCCAAGGUUCCACCUCAAACCACAAACAAUUACCAACAUUCACCUGAAGAUGAGGAUUUAAAUUUAGAUCCAAGUCAACAAGUAACUGAAGGUGGAGGUUAUUAUGCCGAGAUCCUGGUUGAUCCAACCAUGAAUUUACCUCAUAAUCAAUCUCAUCCUUUACCAUCAGGAUUGACUCCUAGAAAUUCUUCCUCGGGUUUACCAGUGCCCAAUGACUUAAAUCAUAAUAAUUCAAUCAUUCAAAUUGUUAGAGACGAAAAGAAUGACAGAAAUUCCAUUUCAAGUGCUAGAGAUAGUAUUUCAUCCUUACCUUCAAAAUCAAUGAAUAUACCACAUCAUCAAUUGGACAAAAAUGCUUUGGCUCAUUUACCUACAAUUUUCGGUGGUAAUGGUAGUGUGAGUGGACCAUCGAGGAAUUCAAGUAUUUCCCAUAAUGUUUUAUCAAGUUUAAGAAGUGCAAGUAUUGUAGGAUCAGGAUAUUUCUCAAGAUCUGGUUCAGUAAUAAUACCAUUCAAUUCUGACAAAGACAAAGAAAAGGAAUUAGGAUUCAAUCCAAAGAUCAUCAAGAAGAAUAAGCACAAAAUAAAAGACAAAAAACUAGCAAAGGAUAAAAAGAAAAAAGACGAUAAAAUAGAAUUACCUUGGACAAUGGAGGAAGAUGAACUCUUGAUAAAUCGUCGUAAUAGAGAAUUAUCAUUCGCAGAAUUAUCGAUAUUGUUACCUCAAAGAACCGAAGGGGACAUUUGGAACAGAAUUGAUUAUUUAGAAAAGUUAAGAAAUGGUGUUAGAUCUUCUGUGGCUCGUGAAAGAAGAAGACGUCAAUCUUCUAUUGGAUUAGAUGAUGUGGAAGAUUUCUAUAUGAGUGACAUAGGGGUUACUGAAGAUGAUGAUGAUGAUGAAGUCUUGGUAGAUGUUGACGAUAUACCUCAAGCUCAUAGAAGAGGUUUAAAAAGAAGAACCAGUUCAGCUGUUAACCCUUUGAGUGUUAAUAAUUAA
Molecule: messenger RNA, 1572 nt
Organism: Yamadazyma jaroonii
Lineage: Eukaryota; Fungi; Ascomycota; Pichiomycetes; Serinales; Debaryomycetaceae
Source: the annotation of a GenBank genome assembly